AUGAGCUAUAGGGUUGGUAUUAAUGGUUUUGGAAGAAUUGGUAAAAUUGUUUUUAAAAUUUUACGAGAAAGAGGAAUUGAAGUACCAUUAGUAAAUGAUCCUUUCUUAGAUACUUCAUAUAUGUACUAUCUUUUAAAAUAUGAUACAGUAUAUGGAACUGAUUGUAAGGUUGAAAUGAAAAAUAAUAAAUUAAUAUAUUACGGUAAAGAGACCGAAUUAUCAACUGCAAAAUGUCCAUCUGAAAUCCAAUGGAAAAAAUAUAAUGUUGAUUAUGUUAUUGAAUGUACAGGAGUUUUUAAAACAAUAAAGGAUUGUGAACUUCACAAGGAAGUAAAAAGUGUGAUUAUAUCAGCACCAAGUGAUGAUGCACCAAUGUUUGUUUAUGGCGUAAACCAUGAAAAAUAUAACGGAGAAAAGAUUAUUAGCAAUGCUAGCUGUACAACGAACUGUUUAGCACCCUUAGCAAAUAUUAUUAAUAAUCACUUUGGUAUUGAAGAAGGAUUGAUGACUACUGUUCAUUCUGCAACUGCCACACAAAAGAUAGUCGAUGGCAUAACAAAAAAGUAUAAGAGAGAUGGGCGUAGUGGAAUGCAAAAUAUUAUUCCAGCUUCUACUGGUGCAGCAAAAUCAGUAGGAAAAGUUAUUCCAGAAUUGAACCAGAAAUUAAAUGGCAUGGCUAUGCGUGUUCCUAUAUUGGACGUGAGUGUAGUCGAUUUGACAGUCAGGUUAAGGGAAUCAACCAGUCUUGAAAAUAUUAAAUCGGUUUUAUGCGAAGAAAGUAAAAAAAUGCCGAAUAUUAUUGGAGUAACAGAGGAUGAUGUAGUAAGCUCUGAUUUUAUUAAAGAUCCAAGAAGUUGUAUUUUUGACUUUAAAGCGAGCAUGGAAAUGGGAGAUAAAUUUUUUAAAUUAAUAGCUUGGUAUGAUAAUGAAUACGGUUAUGCUUCCAGGAUUGCUGAUCUUGUUGAUUAUGUUUCUAAAAAAUAA
Molecule: messenger RNA, 984 nt
Organism: Vairimorpha ceranae
Lineage: Eukaryota; Fungi; Microsporidia; Nosematidae
Product: glyceraldehyde-3-phosphate dehydrogenase
Exons: 1
Coding region: 1-984 (327 amino acids)
Biological process (GO): glucose metabolic process
Molecular function (GO): NAD binding; oxidoreductase activity, acting on the aldehyde or oxo group of donors, NAD or NADP as acceptor; NADP binding
Source: RefSeq, a predicted model, not a curated record